Mytilus californianus (California mussel) is the source of this 2064-nucleotide messenger RNA. RefSeq names its product fibril-forming collagen alpha chain-like. Bases 1 to 2064 code for a protein of 687 amino acids. The transcript is spliced from 3 exons. NCBI's taxonomy places the organism in Eukaryota, Metazoa, Mollusca, Bivalvia, Mytilida, Mytilidae. The record is from RefSeq and is a predicted model, not a curated record.
AUGAAUUACUUAUCAUUGCUAGGAACACAAGGACAUAAAGGAGUCACAGGGGAAAAAGGAACUGAUGGUGAUAAGGGAAUGACAGGAAAUAAAGGAACGCAAGGGGACAAAGGAAUGACGGGACAAGGAGGAACACUAGGUGAUAAAGGAAUGACAGGAGAAAAGGGAACUCAAGGAGACAAAGGAAUGACUGGCACGAAAGGAACACUUGGAGAUAAAGGAAUAACAGGACAGAAAGGAACAGAAGGUGACAAAGGAUUGACUGGCGAAAAAGGAACUCAAGGUGACAAAGGAAUGACAAAAAAUAAGGGAACUCAAGGUGACAAAGGAAUGGCAGGCGGAAAGGGAACAUUAGGGGAUAAGGGAAUGACUGGAGAAAAAGGAACACAGGGUAAUAAAGGUCUGACCGGCCAAAAGGGAACACAAGGUGACAAAGGUGUGAAAGGACAAAAUGGUACUGGAGGAGAUAAGGGCAAACCUGGAGAGGGUGGUGCUAAAGGAACUUCUGGCGAUAAAGGGGAAACAGGAGAAAAGGGUACACUAGGGGAUAAGGGAAUGACAGGAGAAAAAGGAACACAGGGUGAUAAAGGUGUGACCGGCGAAAAGGGAACACAAGGUGACAAAGGUAUGACAGGACAAAAGGGUACUGAAGGAGAUAAGGGUAAACCUGGAGAGCGUGGUGCUAAAGGAACUUCUGGCGAUAAAGGAGAAUUGGGAGAAAAGGGUACACUAGGGGAUAAAGGAACUAAAGGCAUGAAGGGAGAACAAGGAUACAAGGGGGAUAAAGGUGGUACAGGAAAUAAAGGAACUCAAGGAGAUAAAGGAAUGACUGGUGAAAAAGGUACACAGGGAGACAAAGGUGAACACGGAACACUGGGAGAUAAAGGAAUGACAGGAAACAAAGGCACAUUAGGCGAUAAAGGAAUGUUAGGAGAGAAAGGCACACAAGGUAUUAAGGGAAUGACAGGAGAAAAAGGAACACAAGGUGAUAAAGGAAUGAUGGGAAAUCAAGGAGACAAAGGAAUAACAGGAGAAAGGGGAACUGAAGGAGAUAAAGGAAUGACUGGAGAAAACGGAACACAAGGAGAUAAAGGAAUGAAAGGAACAACUGGUGACAAGGGAAUGACAGGAGGAGAAGGAACUCGGGGAGAUAAGGGAGAAACAGGAAACAAAGGUCUAACAGGAAACUACGGCACACACGGAGAUAAAGGAAUGACAGGACAAAAAGGAACACAAGGCGACAAAGGAAUGAAAGGCGAGAGAGGUUACAAGGAAAUGAAAGGAAUACAGGGAAUAAAAGGUGUAAAAGGAAUGACAGGCACAAAAGGAACAGAAGGUGACAAAGGAAUGACUGGACAGAAAGGAACGCAAGGAGAUAAAGGAAUGAUAGGAUCGAAAGGAACGCAAGGAGACAAAGGAAUGUCAGGAAAGAAGGGAACAGAUGGUGAUAAAGGUGACACUGGUAAUGUUGGAGCUAACGGUACACAGGGAGACAAGGGUAUGACAGGAAGCAAAGGAACGCUGGGCGACAAGGAAUUGACGGGCGGAAAAGGAACACAAGGAGAAAAAGGCACACUAGGAGACAAAGGAAUGACAGGACAAGAAGGAACACAAGGCGACAAAGGAAUCAAAGGAAUGACAGGACAAAAAGGAAUCAAAGGAAUGAAAGGCAUGACAGGAGCAAAAGGAACAAAUGGUGACAAAGGAAUGACAGGAAAUAAGGGAACUUCUGGAGAUAAAGGAGCCACAGGUGAAAAAGGAACACAAGGCGACAAAGGAAUGACCGGUGAGAAAGGAACACUAGCAGACAAAGGAAUGACAGGUGAAAAAGGAACGCAAGGCGACAAAGGAAUAACUGGUGGGAAAGGAACACUGGGAGACAAGGGAAUGACAGGUGAAAAAGGAACAGAAGGUGACAAAGGAAUAACAGGAAAUAAGGGAACACAAGGAGACGAAGGAAUGACUGGAACAAAGGGAACACAAGGGGAUAAAGGGAUGACCGGUGAAAAAGGAACACACGGCGAUAAAGGAGCUAAAGGAAUGAAGGGAGAGACGGGAUAUUAA